GGGGGGACCGCUUACAGUGUGACACAUAGGAAGCGAUGUGGAGUUGUUUACAUUGAUCAGUCUAUCAGUUUGUCUCUUAAUGAAGUAAAAAUGGAGCUUCAGGAGAAAAUAUCGGUGCCGAUAUUUACAGACGUGGACAAAGAGGUUUUUCUGCGAGAUAUUUAUCCUCAGGUAAGAUAUUUAUGUUCUGUUAUUACCUGGUAAUCAGAAAAUGUGACUACAGUUUUAGACUGAUCAUGUUUCCCUGUAUCACCUCAUGUUGCUUCUCUGGACUAGCUCAUAAUUGUGACUCCAGACCAAACUCAGAUCACCUCAAAAACAUCAUCAGGGUUUUCUCUCAGACCCCAAAAGUACGGCGCCAUUUUUGAAUAAAGUCCAAUGCUCGGAUGGAAAUGCACGGUGGCCGAGAACAGCCACUGCUGCAGAUAUUUCUAUUUUUAUUUUUUUUAAAUGCCAAAAACAAAAGAAGAAAAAAAGCCACAACGGAAGUUACAGAUGCAAAAAUGAAAAAAAUAAUAAUAACAAUUUGCAGCGGGCUUGGGUCUCUUUUCUUUUUCAUCGGUAACUUCUGUUGUUUUUUAUUUUCUUUCUUUUUUAUUUGCAGUAGUGGCAAUUUUCGGCCACCAUAGAAUGAAUGAUGAGUCCAGCAGAGUCAGGAUGAGCAGAUCAGAGUGUCGUCCCUCCACCGAGGUUCACAAUUCCAUUUUCUGUUAUUUUCAGCGCAGACCAGCCGUGCUAAGAGGAGUCGAUCUUGGUCCUUGUUUGAAGAAAUGGACGACUGAAUAUCUCUGUGAGAAAGGAGGCGACAAGAAAGUCCAGAUCCACGUGUCCACUGUGCCCCAGAUGGACUUUCUCCACAAAAACUUUGCGUACAAGUGAGUUCCUCACCCUCUCACACACACAGACACAUGAAUGAGUGUUUCCUCUGUGCAGAAGCUUCAGCUGCAGAUCUGUGUCCACAGGACUCUGCCUUUCAGGGAAUUUGUGAAAAGAGCUUCUGAAAAAACACACUCUGAUUUCUUCUUGUGUGAGGUAUGUAAAGUAAAUGACAUUUACUUUAUUAUUAUGGUAUAAUUUCUAGUAAGAAAAAGUCUGUUUUUUCAGGAUGAGAGCUAUUAUCUUCGAUCACUUGGAGAGGACGUACGGAAGGUAUUAAAAAAAAAUUACCUGACUGAAACUUUUUUUUUUUUAGGUUACUGUUUUGUAGAUUUAUGAAUAUUUAAAUAUUUGUAAAUGUUUCCUCUACAGGAACCUGCAGAUCUGAGCAAACAGUUCCCAGACUUGGCUGCAGAUUUUCACAUCCCAGAGUUCUUUGGACCUGAUCAGUUUUUCUCCAGUGUGUUUCGGAUCAGCUCCUGUGAUCUGCAGCUGUGGACGCACUACGAUGUGGGUGUUUUGGUUUGUUACCUGUUGAUCUCACCUUGGAUCUGUUUUUGCAGAUACAGGUUCUGCAUCGGCUAGCAGCUUUGCCGGGGGUCAUAAGGAAAAUUCUCGUCUCUGAACUGACAGACGGGGGUCGUUAUUCUCAGAGCCAGACAAUCACAUUUAGAUGCUGAUUAUUUUAAAGGGAUGUUCCGGCGUAAAAUUAAUUUAGGGUCAAACACACCGUAGCACCGAGUCAGACACCCCCUCGUCUAACUCGGUGUAACGGUGCGUUUGACCCUAAAUUAAUUUUACGCCGGAAUAUCCCUUUAAAAUGCUGAUAACCUGCUGACUGAUUAACCAGCCAAUGAACUCAAAAUGCUCCUCUGCUCUUCAGGUGAUGGAUAACCUGCUCGCUCAGGUGACUGGAACAAAGAGGGUGGUUCUCUACAGCCCCCAGGAUGCCUUGCACCUCUACCUGUCAGGUAAACGUGAAACAUUAUUAUCGUUAUAGAAAGUCUCUGGUUGUAUCUUUGAGAAAUAAAACGCCUCUUUAUAUGUGAACUGGAUCCAUCAGGGGAUAAAUCAGAAGUCCUCGACAUCGACUCUCCGGAUCUGAAACGUUUCCCUGAGUUUGUGAAGGCGAGGAGGUUCGAGUGUGUGCUGGAGCCUGGAGAUCUGCUUUUUAUCCCGGGUGAGACUAACCGUCCACAGUAACCGACUCUUCCAGACUGCAAUAUUCUUGAAGUAUUGCAUUAAAGCAGUUCCCCACACAAGCUCAGACACCUUUACAUCAUCCUGUGUUUCUAUUUUCUCAGCCCUGUGGUUCCAUAACACCCUCGCUCUGCAGUCCGGCGUGGGCGUCAACGUGUUCUGGCGUCAUCUCCCUACCGACAGCUACGACAAAAAGGACCCGUACGGUAACAAAGAUCCUGUGGCUGCCACUCGAGCCCUCCAGGCGCUGGAGAGAGCGCUGCACACUCUGGAUGAACUCCCAGCGGAUUAUAGGGACUUUUACGGGCGCCGAAUGAUUCAGCGCAUCCAAAAACGAACAUACUGCGACAGCCAGUCCAGAAAUAUCACAGAGGAGCAGGACUCUGAGAGGACGCCAGCCUGCAGCCAAUUCACCAAACCUGGAUGAGAGUGUGGAGAAAUGUAGAGCAGCCAAUAAAAAAACCUUCAUUCUUUGUUGUUACUCUGUUUUUAGUGUUUGAACACAGGACUGAGUUGGACAUGUGCAGACACGGCUGUGGUUUGAACUUUUAUUGCACAAAGAUUACAGAUCUUUACGUUUCUUUCCUUACAAACAUUUUAAAGCUUUGUAAACAGUGAAGCAGCGUCUCCCCAGUGUGUUCAGUUCCUCCUGCUAACACCGCUUUGAGUCCCCGUGGUCACGUUUUCCUCAGUCUCAGCGUUUCAGUGUGAACACAAGAGCUGACCAGUGAGUGACUACAUGAAGCAGAGAGAAGCUCAGAGACGUGGCGUUCAAUAACGGGCCGAUAAAGAGCUACAAGUGAGAGCUGGUGACUUUGGUAAUACUGUGAUGGGGCGUCGUGUGAAAACUGGGUGAUCCUGUCUGCAAACCGGUUCAGUUUGACCACGAGUGAAAAACGUAUCCAAACAUUUACACUUUUAAAAAUAAGUUUGGCUUUGUGUGCAGACGAGAAAAAGGUCAGACAAAGAAAAUACACGUAAAGGAGAGCUGGACUCUUUCAAACCUGGGCCUGGUUCUGGGAUGUUUUGGGCUCUAGAUGACGUUUAAGAACAAAUUCAUGGAGGUGCAGUGUGAUCUAUAAGUGCCUGUUUUUGCUGAUAAUAAUUUUGAUUGUUUGACACCUUUUUUUCCACAUAAUUCAACCUCUAGGACUCUCCUCGCUCCAUUUGAAGUAACCAGACUGAUUUGCCAAGAAAAGGAGAGACUGAAGUUGCUGCAGCCUCAAAUAUUCAGCAUGUUUGUGGUUAAGUUAUGAUAAAAUACAUUUUAGCAGACUGAUUAGGAAAGCAGCUCCUUUCUUAUUGAGGUAAAAUAACUGAUUUAUUAAGUGCAGUCUGGUGGUUGUGAAGAGAAUCAGAGAGAACAAAAAAUUCUAAAUGUUCAUUUUUUUCAUAAAAAGUCAGUUAUGAUAAAGUUGAACUUUGAGAGGAAAGAGUCAAAAAAGAUAAAAAUCCAUUAUGAGAGGAUCAAGAGUCAAAAUUAAGAUUAAAGUCAUAUUGAAAUAAGGAAAAGUUACAUCUAUUAUAUUAUCAAAACAUCUUUAUAUGAACUUUUUAAAAUGUAUUUGUAUAGUUUGACCUUUUCCUCAAAAUUAGGACUAAAUUUUUUGUCAUUGUUGCCUCUUUUUGUCCAAUAGAUGAAAAAUUUAACUUUUCAUCUUAAGACUUUUCACUUAAACUUUUUUUUUUACUACAAAUUGUGACAAAUCUUCUUGUCAUGUUAACUUUUCAUCACAUCAUUUUGAUUUUUAUCUCUGUAUUAUCACCCACUACUUCAUAAUUAUAACUUUUUGACUUUUUAAACUCAUGAUUACAACAUAUUAACUUGUACUUUAUCUUUUUAAACACCAGUUUUGAUUUUUCACAACAAAAGUUUGACUUAAUUCCUCAUAAUCAUGACUUUAUAGUUUGAAUUUUGGAUAUUUUCCUCAUUAUUUUGACUUAUCGUCAUUACGGCAUACUUUUUAAUUUAAACUCAUAUCGUAACAUUUGAACUUUUUAUCUCCUUUAUCUUAACUUUUUAUAUCAUUUAUUCCUUUCUCCUUCAGUUUUCUGGCAGAAUUGGGCUUCCAUACAAACACAAUCAUAAUCAGUGAGUCUAAUUUGAUCUGGUUCAUUUUCCUCAGAGGAUCAAAAUAUGUCAAAGUCAGGCCCGGGUUUAAAAGUAGACUUCCCUUUUAAUUUGACUCUUUCAUUCACAAAACACACAAACAGCACUCUUCUCAGUCUUCUCUGCAGAGGAGGUCAGCAGUCCGGGGGGGAGCCGUGGACACCGGCACUGUUCGCUGCGCUGGGUUUCAUCUUUUCUUGCAUUUCUCCGUCCUUUAAGUGAGCAAGGCAAGGUGAGAAGCAGCAGAAAGAGGGCGACGUUUUCUCUCCUACAGGACAUCGGACACGUGUUUUUGGUGAGGUUCAGUCCCGGGACUCUUCAUGCGGCCCCGUUCCUCUACAGCAGAGCAGUGCAGACUAAAGUCAUGAGGUACGCAAACACCCGCCGCCUCACUUCACGAAGUUUCCGGGUGUGCAGAUAAAGCUACGAAGAUCUCUCAUCAGACAGAUAAUAGACAAAGAAAUGGCACAUAGCUUGUUGGUGUUCGGUGGAUACUAAACUUCUUCAUUUUUUUGUUCGUUUUUUUUUAAGGUUGCAAACAGGCAGAGAGAAGAGAAAACCCAAAAGGCAGGAUGAGUCUCUUCCACGUGAUCAGCCGGUUUUUGGGAGGAGAGAAGGUACAUUUAUGGAGUCUGUGCCAUGCGGCGAGUCGACUUGAUCUUCUCCAGUCUUUUCGAGAGGUGGCUGUUGUUCGACUCCAGCUCAUCCACUUUGUCCAGUGCUGACCGCAGCUGUUGAUUCAAAAAAUAUGAUGUAGUUAAAAAUGAGCCUGAUCAAUAAGAUGGAUUAUAUUUCAUGCGGUGUAAAGAAACCAAAGUCCACCUCUCUUUGUAGUUUCCGUUUCUCCGCCUUGAGUUCAUCCUCCACUUUCUCUGCGUUCUCUGCAGAAGACUUGUAACGCGUCACCUGACCCUCGAGUCUGGUCACCUGAAGAUUAAAAACCAAAAUAAUUCAGUUUAAGGAGUGAAUAAUCCUUGUUUUUAGAUCAUGAAUGAGUCUAAAGCUUCUUCUCAGCUUACGUUUUGUUCCAAAGCCGUGACUUCUUGCUCUGCUUUCGCAAGUUUGAACUUUAAGUCACUUAUUUGCCGGCUUGAAUCUCCUGCGAAGAUAAACCGAAUCUUAAAUUUAUGAAGACGGUUAAAGUUUAAAGUAAAAACACCAGCUGGUUUGACGUGUUUGUCACUUACGCUGCAGCUCUAAGAUGUUUGGGUCAUUGCCGUUUUCAAGGAUUUCACCGUCUGGGCUCACAUUGUUGUCUGUGCCAUUUUUCUGUGUUUUCUCAUCCAGCUGGGCCUUGAGUUUCUUCACCUGUAGAUGGAGCCAGAGGACAGUAACGAUCAGUGGCAAUAAACCUUUAAAUUUUACUAAUAAUAUAACGGAUGACCCACUGACGCACCUGCUCUAUCAUUUUUUCACGCUCAUCCACCAAUUUCCUCAGACGGAUCUCUGAAAACAAAAAGCAGACGUCUGAGAGCAAACUCACUCAUUAUCAUUUUGAAUUCAUGCUUCACCAUGCCGAAAUAAAACACCAGUUCAGACUACA
Xyrichtys novacula (pearly razorfish) is the source of this 5729-nucleotide messenger RNA. The record is from the annotation of a GenBank genome assembly. NCBI's taxonomy places the organism in Eukaryota, Metazoa, Chordata, Actinopteri, Labriformes, Labridae.